AUUCACGUGGAGCAGAAAUUUUGUUGCAGUUCUAAAUACGUUCGGUUUGGUUUGGUUGAUUGUUAAACGUGUCGUUGUGGCGCCAAUGCAUGUUGACUAUCGUUCAUCGAUACACUGCGUACACGGCAACCGUGUGUGACCACAAGCACCCAAAUCCGUUGACCAACACUGACUGCAGCAGAACACGGCAGACAGCAAAAACAACAACACCGAAGUGCGUGUUCCCGUGUGUGUGUGCGUGUGAGAUUGGAAGACAAUGGCUGCAGCUGCGGAUCUGGUUGUUCCUACCCUUGCCAUUCGCUCUAGCGUGGCCGUAGAGUUGUGGUCCUCAGCGGGCCCCAAGCAGCCCUACGAGCACAAGCCCCACCUGCCCCGCGAAGAGACGAAGAGCUCCCGCUCGAUCUGCUUCAGCGCCGAUGGCCGGUACUUCGCAUACUCCAACGGCCAGGGUGUCAAGGUGCUCGAGACGAGCAAGGCUACCACCGCCAGCUGGCCGGUGAAGUGCGUCUUGCCCAGGCCUAAGGCCUUCUACCUCCAGUUCUCGCCACGUGGCAGCUAUCUGUGCACCUGGGAGCACUAUGCCAUCACGAAGGACCGCCCGGAAGGGUCGCCCAACCUACUCGUCUACGAGGUGGCCACCGGCGCCGAGGUGUUCGCCAUCGUCCAGAAGAACCAGACGGACUGGCAGCCCUCCUGGUCAGCGGACGAGUCCAUUUUCGCCAUGGUUGUCGGAGGUGAGGCGCUCUUCUACGACCUCGGAGCGGGAGCUGACAAGGGUUUCGCCUCCACGUCGCGCAAGAUCGGAGGCAGUCGUGGCGGUAUGCUGUCGCUGGGUCCGGGCAACUGCCCACCUUUUCUUGCUUUCUACACGCCGGGCGCCAAGGGCGCACCUUCCAUGUGCAAGCUGUACAAGUAUCCAGCGCUGGGACAGAACCAGACUGUCGCUUGCAAGAGUUUCUUUCAGGCGGACCGCGUCGAGAUGCUGUGGAACAAGCGAGGCAGCGGACUACUGCUUCUGACCAGCACGGAGGUGGAUAAGAGUGGUGCUUCCUACUAUGGCAACCAGGCGGUGCACUUCAUGGCCACCAAGGGCGACACCUGUUCCGUGCCCCUUUCCAAGGAGGGCCCAGUGCACUGCGUCAAGUGGAGUCCCAAGGCAACAGAGUUUGUUGUCGUGUACGGGUUCAUGCCCUCAAAGGCGGCCCUCUACAACCUCAAGUGCGAUGUAAUUUUCGACUUCGGAGAAGGCCCACGCAACUGUGCCUACUUCAAUCCGUUCGGAAACCUCAUAGUGCUCGCUGGCUUCGGCAAUCUGCCUGGAGCCGUUGAGGUUUGGGAUGUGUCCAAACGCGAGAAGCUGGCGAACCUCAAGUGCGCCGACACCACGGUCUUCGAGUGGCAUCCCAACGGGGAAUGGUUCGUAACCGCCACGACAGCGCCGAGGCUGCGCAUCAGCAACGGGUUCAAGGUGUACCACUACUCAGGAGCCCUGCUCCACGAGACCAUGUGGCCGCAGGGCCAAGAGCUUCUGGGCAUCGAGUGGCAGCAGUUCGCGGACAAAACGUUUAGCGAGCCCAAGAUCACCAAGGCCAAGCACGAGGGCAUCAAGUCCAGCCAGCCGGAAGCCAGCAAGAAGGCCUACACACCGCCCCAUCUGCGGCUGCUAAAGGAAGGCAAGAACCCGGAGAAGUAUCUGCCCCAGCCGACUAUUCCCGGACUGGCCCCGGCAGCAGCAGCAGGUGGUGCCAACGGAAACAAACGUAACAACAAGAACAAGGCCCGGAGCGCAAGAAAGGAUGGCAACGUUGUGAACGGCGGCGAAGCGGACUCUGCCCCGGCUGAGGCGUCUGAACCAAGUGCUCCGAAUGCCCAGCAGGCGCUAGUGUCCAUCGCUGGAGAGGAGCAGGGGCAGCGGCCCACUCCCAGACACAAGUUCCAGCAGGACAACGCGGCCGAUCAGCAGCAAAGUCCACCGGGGCAGGCCAAUGGGCAGAACGUCAGCGAGAAGGAUCGCAAGAUUCGCAGCGUCGCCAAGAAGCUGUCGGACAUCAAGAAGCUAAAGGUGCGCCGCAGUCAGGGCGAGAGCCUGGAGCUGAACCAACUGAACAAGAUUAAAAUGGAAGCACAGUACCUGGACGAGCUUAAGGCUCUUAAGCUGUCUGCCUAGGGGCACGAUGAUAGCGAUUAUGAAGACGACUAGAGGAAGGAUAAGAGAUGCGAGGAGUAAUUGCUCUUGUGAUUGUGAUACACCACCUCUUCUCACCUCCACUCCAUUGAGACCUCCUGUCCGUCCCCUUCCUGCUGUUCUGCGCUCAUUUUGCGGCGCCCACUUGCCGCAAUAUGUUUCUAGUUAAAAACAUUUUUCUACUAUUGUGAUUUCUUAACUAUUUUUGGCAAAAACAAACAGUAACUCCUAAACAAUACAAAUUUAUGUACCAAAUUGUGCUACCGAGUAAAUAAAGAUGUUUCCACCAAGAUCGUGAGUGGGAUUCACUGCUCCCAA
Drosophila ficusphila is the source of this 2503-nucleotide messenger RNA. RefSeq names its product eukaryotic translation initiation factor 2A (gene eIF2A). Gene Ontology annotation, biological process: translational initiation. The transcript is spliced from 4 exons. Gene Ontology annotation, molecular function: translation initiation factor activity; tRNA binding; protein binding. Gene Ontology annotation, cellular component: cytosolic small ribosomal subunit. The coding region runs from base 257 to 2167 and encodes 636 amino acids. Lineage: Eukaryota; Metazoa; Arthropoda; Insecta; Diptera; Drosophilidae. The record is from RefSeq and is a predicted model, not a curated record.